Messenger RNA from Leptosomus discolor (cuckoo roller), 10299 nucleotides. NCBI's taxonomy places the organism in Eukaryota, Metazoa, Chordata, Aves, Leptosomiformes, Leptosomidae. The record is from RefSeq and is a predicted model, not a curated record.
CCACCAGCCACGCGCCCGCCCGGGGGCUGCCACACUGACGAGUUCCAGUGCCGGCUGGACGGGCUGUGCAUCCCCAUGCGCUGGCGCUGCGACGGCGACACAGACUGCAUGGACUCCAGUGACGAGAAGAACUGCGAGGGGGUCACCCAUGUCUGCGACCCCAACGUCAAGUUUGGCUGCAAGGACUCAGCCCGAUGCAUCAGCAAGGCCUGGGUCUGCGAUGGGGACAGUGACUGCGAGGACAACUCGGACGAGGAGAACUGCGAGUCACUGGUGUGCAAACCUCCUUCCCACACCUGCGCCAACAACACCUCCAUCUGCCUCCCCCCCGAGAAGCUCUGCGAUGGCUCCGACGACUGCGGGGAUGGCUCCGACGAGGGCGAGCUCUGCGGUGAGUGCGGACCCUCCCACAACAAGGGCUCCUCCAGCCACAACUGCACUGUGGCUCCCGGCGAGGGCAUUGUUUGCUCCUGUCCCCUGGGCAUGGAGCUGGGCUCCGACAACAAGACCUGCCAGAUCCAGAGCUACUGUGCCAAGCACCUCAAGUGCAGCCAGAAGUGCGAGCAGGACAAGUACAAUGUCAAGUGCUCCUGCUACGAGGGCUGGAUGCUGGAGCCUGACGGCGAGAGCUGCCGCAGCCUGGACCCCUUCAAACCGUUCAUCAUCUUCUCCAACCGCCAUGAGAUCCGCCGCAUUGACCUGCACCGGGGGGACUACAGCGUCCUGGUCCCUGGGCUGCGCAACACCAUCGCCUUGGACUUCCACCUCAACCAGAGCUCGCUGUACUGGACCGAUGUGGUGGAGGACAAAAUCUACAGGGGGAAGCUACUUGAGAACGGAGCUCUGACCAGCUUCGAGGUGGUGAUACAGUAUGGGCUGGCCACCCCAGAGGGGCUGGCCGUGGACUGGAUCGCUGGCAACAUCUACUGGGUGGAGAGCAACCUGGACCAGAUCGAGGUGGCCAAGCUGGACGGCACCAUGCGAACCACACUGCUGGCUGGAGACAUCGAACAUCCUCGUGCCAUUGCCCUGGACCCCCGCUAUGGGAUCCUCUUCUGGACAGACUGGGACGCCAGCCUACCCCGCAUCGAGGCCGCCUCCAUGAGUGGCGCGGGCCGGCGCACCAUCCACAAGGAGACAGGCUCCGGGGGGGGGGCCAACUACCUGGAGAAGCGCAUCCUCUGGAUCGACGCCAGGUCAGAUGCCAUCUACUCAGCACUGUAUGAUGGGACGGGGCACAUUGAGGUGCUGCGGGGACACGAGUACCUUUCACAUCCCUUUGCCGUCACCCUGUACGGGGGUGAGGUCUACUGGACCGACUGGCGCACCAACACGCUGGCCAAGGCCAACAAGUGGACAGGGCACAACGUGACCGUGGUGCAGAGGACCAACACACAGCCUUUCGACCUGCAGGUGUAUCACCCCUCCCGGCAGCCCCUGGCUCCUAAUCCCUGUGAAGCCAACGGGGGCAAAGGGCCAUGUUCCCACCUCUGCCUCAUCAACUACAACCGCACUUUGUCGUGUGCAUGCCCCCACCUCAUGAAGCUGGACAAGGACAACACAACCUGCUAUGAGUUUAAGAAGUUCCUGCUGUAUGCGCGGCAGAUGGAGAUCCGGGGCGUGGACAUCGACAACCCCUACUACAACUACAUCAUCUCCUUCACGGUGCCCGACAUUGACAACGUCACGGUGGUGGACUACGACGCCCUGGAGCAGCGCAUUUACUGGUCUGAUGUUCGCACCCAGACAAUCAAGAGAGCCUUUAUCAACGGCACCGGCGUGGAGACAGUCGUCUCUGCGGACCUGCCCAACGCUCACGGCCUCUCUGUGGACUGGGUUUCCAGAAACCUCUUCUGGACCAGCUACGAUGCCAACAAGAAGCAGAUCAACGUGGCCCGGCUGGACGGCUCCUUCAAGAACGCGGUGAUCCAGGGGCUGGACAAGCCUCACUGCCUGGUAGUUCACCCCCUCCGGGGGAAGCUGUAUUGGACAGACGGGGAUAACAUCAGCAUGGCCAACAUGGACGGCAGCAACCGCACUCUCCUCUUCACCAACCAGAAAGGGCCUGUGGGCCUGGCCAUUGACUACCCAGAGAGCAAGCUGUACUGGAUCAGCUCUGGCAAUGGCACCAUCAACAGAUGCAACCUGGACGGCAGCAACCUGGAGGUGAUUGAAUCCGUGAAGAGUCAGCUGAGCAAGGCGACUGCCCUGGCCAUCAUGGGCAACAAGCUGUGGUGGGCUGACCAGGCCUCGGAGAGGAUGGGCACCUGCAACAAGAAGGAUGGGUCAGAGGUGACAGUGCUGCGCAACAGCACCACGCUGGUGAUGCACAUGAAGGUGUACGACGAGAGCAUCCAGCAAGGUGAGCGCACAGUCCUGGGGUGGAGACCCUGCAGGGCNAAUAACGGCGACUGCUCGCAGCUCUGUCUCCCCACUUCUGAGACCUCCCGGUCCUGCAUGUGCACCGCAGGCUACAGCCUGAAGAGCGGGCAGCAGUCCUGCGAAGGUGUCGGCUCCUUCCUCCUGUAUUCAGUCCAUGAGGGAAAAAGCAUUCCUCUGGACCCCAACGACAAGUCAGAUGCUCUCGUGCCUGUGUCAGGGACCUCCCUGGCUGUGGGGAUCGACUUCCAUGCAGAGAAUGACACAAUUUACUGGGUGGAUAUGGGUCUGAGCACCAUUAGCCGGGCCAAGCGGGACCAGACGUGGCGGGAGGACGUGGUCACCAACGGCAUUGGCCGUGUGGAGGGCAUCGCCGUGGACUGGAUCGCCGGAAACAUCUACUGGACAGACCAGGGCUUCGAUGUCAUCGAGGUGGCCAGGCUGAACGGGUCCUUCCGCUACGUCGUCAUCUCGCAGGGACUGGACAAGCCGCGGGCCAUCACGGUCCAUCCAGAGAAGGGGUACCUGUUCUGGACGGAGUGGGGGCAGUACCCCCGCAUCGAACGGUCACGCCUGGACGGGACCGAGCGGAUGGUGCUGGUGAACGUCAGUAUCAGUUGGCCCAAUGGGAUAUCUGUCGACUACGAGGACGGGAAGCUUUACUGGUGCGAUGCCCGGACAGACAAGAUUGAACGAAUCGACCUGGAGACGGGCGAAAACCGAGAGGUCGUCCUGUCCAGCAACAACAUGGACAUGUUCUCGGUGUCGGUGUUCGAGGAGUACAUCUACUGGAGCGAUAGGACUCAUGCGAAUGGCUCCAUCAAAAGGGGCAACAAGGACAACGCCACCGAGUCAGUGUCCCUGCGGACAGGGAUCGGCGUGCAGCUCAAGGACAUCAAAGUCUUCAACCGGGCCAGGCAGAAGGGCACCAACAUCUGUGCCCAGAGCAACGGGGGAUGCCAGCAGCUCUGCCUGUUCCGGGGCGGUGGGCAGAGGACGUGUGCCUGCGCCCACGGCAUGCUGUCCGAGGACGGGGUGAGCUGCCGGGACUACGACGGCUACCUGCUGUAUUCGGAGCGCACCAUCCUCAAGAGCAUCCACCUGUCGGACGAGAACAACCUCAACGCGCCCAUCAAGCCCUUCGAGGACGCAGAGCACAUGAAGAACGUCAUUGCUCUGGCCUUCGACUACCGCUACGGCUCCAAGGGCAGCAACCGUAUAUUCUACAGCGACAUCCACUUCGGCAACAUCCAACAGAUCAACGACGACGGCACAGGGCGCAAGACCAUCGUGGAGAACGUGGGCUCAGUGGAGGGGCUGGCAUACCACCGCGGCUGGGACACGCUGUACUGGACAAGCUACACCACCUCCACCAUCACCCGCCACACCGUGGACCAGAGCCGCCUGGGGGCUUUCGAGAGGGAGACAGUGAUCACCAUGUCAGGGGACGAUCACCCCCGGGCCUUCGUGCUGGACGAGUGCCAGAACUUGAUGUUCUGGACCAACUGGAACGAGCAGCACCCCAGCAUCAUGCGUGCCACCCUCUCUGGUGCCAACGUCCUCAUCAUCAUUGAUCAGGACAUACGGACACCCAACGGGCUGGCCAUCGACCACAAGGCCGAGAAGAUCUACUUCUCUGAUGCCACACUGGACAAAAUCGAGCGCUGUGAAUACGAUGGCUCCCACCGCCAUGUGAUCCUGAAAUCAGAGCCCGUGCACCCCUUUGGCCUGGCUGUCUACGGCGAUUACAUCUUCUGGACGGACUGGGUGCGCAGGGCUGUGCAACGAGCCAACAAGUACGUGGGCACUGACAUGAAGCUCCUGCGUGUUGACAUCCCCCAGCAGCCCAUGGGCAUCAUUGCCGUGGCCAACGACACCGACAGCUGUGAGCUGUCCCUGUGCAGGGUGAACAACGGCGGCUGCCAGGAUCUCUGCCUGCUCACGCCCAAAGGACACGUCAACUGCUCCUGCCGUGGCGAGCGUGUCCUGCAGGAGGAUUUCACCUGCAAAGCCUUGAAUUCCACCUGCAACAUGCACGACGAGUUCGAGUGUGGGAACGGCGACUGCAUUGACUUCAGCCGGACCUGCGACAGUGUGGUCCACUGCAAGGACAAGUCAGAUGAGAAGCAGUCCUACUGCAGCAACCGCAAGUGCAAGAAGGGUUACCUGCACUGCAUGAAUGGGCGCUGCGUCGCCAGCCGCUACUGGUGCAAUGGCGUGGAUGACUGCGGGGACAACUCGGACGAAGUGCCGUGCAACAGAGGGACACAAGGCGAUGGCGAGGAGCGGUGUCGCUAUGGGAGCUGCAUUGGGAAUUCAAGCCGCUGUAACCAGUUCAUCGAUUGCGAGGAUGCUUCGGAUGAAAUGAACUGCACCGCCACCGACUGCAGCAGCUAUUUCAAGCUGGGGGUGAAGGGUACCACGUUCCAGAAGUGCGAACAUACUUCUCUGUGCUACGCUCCGAGCUGGGUGUGCGAUGGGGCAAAUGACUGCGGAGACUACUCGGACGAGCGCAACUGCCCGGGCGGGAGGAAACCCAAGUGUCCAGCCAAUUACUUCGCCUGCCCAAGCGGGAGAUGCAUCCCCAUGACCUGGACCUGUGACAAAGAGGAUGACUGCGAGAACGGAGAAGACGAGACUCACUGCAACAAGUUCUGCUACCCCGUGCAGUUUGAGUGCAACAACCACCGCUGCAUCUCCAAGCUCUGGGUGUGUGACGGGGCAGAUGCCUGCGGGGACGGCUCUGAUGAGGACAGCCGCUGCCGGCUGACCACCUGCAGCGCGGGAUCCUUCCAGUGCCCGGGCACCUACGUGUGCGUGCCGGAGCGCUGGCUCUGUGAUGGAGACAAGGACUGUGCAGAUGGAGCUGACGAGACCCUCGCUGCCGGCUGCUUGUACAACAACACCUGCGACGAGCGGGAGUUCAUGUGCGGAAACCGCCAGUGCAUUCCCAAGCACUUCGUCUGCGACCAUGAUGACGACUGUGGCGAUGGCUCAGAUGAGUCCCCAGAGUGUGAGUCCCCCCCCUGCGGCCCUCACGAGUUCCGCUGUGCCAACGGCCGCUGCCUCAGCAACCGGCAGUGGGAGUGCGAUGGCGAGUUCGACUGCCCCGACCACUCGGAUGAGGCACCCAAGAACCCGCGCUGCACCAGCCCAGAGGGCAAGUGCAACGACUCGUUCUUCCUCUGCAAGAAUGGCAAGUGCAUCCCGGAGGCGUUGCUUUGCGACAACAACGACGACUGCACGGACGGCUCGGAUGAGCUCAACUGCUUCAUCAACGAGUGUCUCAACAAGAAGCUGAGCGGCUGUUCCCAGGAGUGCGAGGACCUCAAGAUUGGAUACAAGUGUAGAUGCCGUCCUGGGUUCCGGCUGAAGGACGACGGGAAGACGUGCAUUGACAUCGAUGAGUGCUCCACCACCUACCCCUGCAGCCAGAAGUGCAUCAACACUCUGGGGAGCUACAAGUGCCUGUGCACAGAGGGCUACAAGCUCAAACCUGACAACCCCACCAGCUGUAAAGCUGUCACAGAUGAAGAGCCCUUCCUCAUCUUUGCCAACCGGUACUACCUGAGGAAGCUCAACUUGGAUGGCUCCAACUACACACUGCUCAAGCAGGGGCUGAACAACGCAGUGGCUCUGGAUUUCGACUAUCGGGAGCAGAUGAUCUACUGGACAGAUGUCACCACGCAGGGCAGCAUGAUCCGCCGCAUGCACAUCAACGGGAGCAACGUUCAGGUUCUUCACCGCACUGGCCUCAGCAACCCCGACGGGCUGGCUGUGGACUGGGUGGGAGGCAACCUGUACUGGUGCGACAAAGGUCGGGACACCAUCGAAGUGUCGAAGCUCAACGGCGCCUACCGCACUGUGCUGGUGAACUCAGGCCUGCGUGAGCCCCGGGCGCUGGUGGUGGAUGUGCAGAAUGGGUACCUAUACUGGACGGACUGGGGGGACCACUCCCUCAUCGGGAAGAUUGGCAUGGAUGGCACCAACCGCAGCGUCAUUGUUGACACCAAGAUAACUUGGCCCAAUGGCCUCACCCUCGACUACAUCAACAGCCGGAUCUAUUGGGCCGAUGCGCGGGAGGACUACAUCGAGUUUGCCAGCCUGGACGGCUCCAACCGGCACACAGUGCUGAGCCAGGACAUCCCGCACAUCUUCGCGCUCACCCUCUUUGAGGAUUUCAUUUACUGGACCGACUGGGAGACCAAGUCUAUCAACCGGGCCCACAAGACUACAGGAGCCAACAAGACCCUGCUGAUCAGCACGCUGCACCGCCCCAUGGACAUCCACAUCUACCACCCCUACCGCCAGCCUGAUGUUCCCAACCACCCCUGCAAGACCAACAACGCCGGCUGCAGCAACCUCUGCCUCCUGUCGCCCGGCGGGGGGCAUAAGUGUGCUUGUCCCACCAACUUCUACUUGGGCAGCGAUGGUAAAACCUGCGUCUCCAACUGCACAGCCAGCCAGUUUGUCUGCAAGAAUGACAAGUGCAUCCCUUUCUGGUGGAAAUGCGACACAGAGGACGACUGUGGGGACCGAUCCGACGAGCCGGAGGACUGCCCUGAGUUCAAAUGCAGGCCGGGGCAGUUCCAGUGCUCCACUGGGAUCUGCACCAACCCAGCCUUCAUCUGUGAUGGAGACAACGACUGCCAGGACAACUCGGAUGAAGCCAACUGUGAUAUCCACGUCUGUCUGCCCAGCCAGUUCAAAUGCACCAACACCAACCGCUGCAUCCCCGGCAUUUUCCGCUGCAAUGGUCAGGACAACUGUGGUGAUGGCGAGGAUGAGAAGGACUGCCCGGAGGUGACUUGUGCCCCCAACCAGUUCCAGUGCGCAAUCACCAAGCGCUGCAUCCCCCGUGUCUGGGUGUGCGACCGGGACAACGACUGUGUGGAUGGCUCAGAUGAACCUGCCAACUGCACACAAAUGACGUGUGGCGUGGACGAGUUCCGGUGCAAGGACUCGGGCAGGUGCAUCCCAGCACGCUGGAAGUGUGACGGGGAGGACGACUGCGGGGACGGGUCCGACGAGCCCAAGGAGGAAUGCGAUGAACGUACCUGCGAGCCCUACCAGUUCCGCUGCAAGAACAACCGCUGUGUGCCGGGCCGGUGGCAGUGCGACUAUGACAACGACUGCGGGGACAACUCGGAUGAGGAGAGCUGCACGCCCCGGCCCUGCUCGGAGAGCGAGUUCUCGUGUGCCAACGGCCGCUGCAUCGCCGGCAGGUGGAAGUGCGAUGGGGACCAUGACUGUGCAGAUGGCUCUGACGAGAAAGACUGCACACCGCGCUGCGAGUUCGACCAGUUCCAGUGCAAGAACGGGCACUGCAUCCCCAUGCGCUGGCGCUGCGAUGCUGAUGCGGAUUGCAUGGAUGGCACCGACGAGGAGAACUGCGGCACUGGGGUUCGCACGUGUCCCCUGGACGAGUUCCAGUGCAACAACACGCUGUGCAAGCCCCUGGCCUGGAAGUGCGAUGGGGAGGAUGACUGCGGGGAUAACUCUGAUGAAAACCCCGAGGAGUGCUUGAAAUUCCAGUGUCCCCCCAACAGACCGUUCCGCUGCAAGAACGACCGGGUAUGUCUGUGGAUCGGUCGACAGUGUGACGGCAUUGACAACUGUGGAGACAACACGGAUGAGAAGGACUGCGAGUCACCCACGACCAAGCCCAAAAGCUGCAGCCAGGACAAGAACGAGUUCUUGUGCGAGAACAAGAAGUGCAUCAGCACCAACCUCCGCUGCAACUUCUUUGACGACUGUGGAGAUGGCUCCGAUGAGGAGUCCUGCUCCCAUGAGCACAAGUCGUACGACUGCAUGACCAACACCACCAUGUGUGGAGAUGAGGCCCAGUGCAUUCAGUCGCAGUCCACCACAUACUGCACGUGCCGCAGAGGCUUCCAGAAGGUGCCAGAGAAGAAUUCCUGCCAAGACGUCAACGAGUGCCUGCACUUUGGGACCUGCUCCCAGCUCUGCAACAACACCAAGGGCUCCCACGUCUGCAGCUGCGCCAAGAACUUCAUGAAGACAGACAACAUGUGCAAGGCAGAAGGCUCCGAGCACCAAAUCCUCUACAUUGCGGAUGACAACAAGAUCCGGAGCAUGUACCCCUUCAACCCCAACUCUGCCUACGAGCCGGCCUUCCAGGGCGACGAGAACGUGCGCAUCGACGCCAUGGACAUCUAUGUCAAGGGCAACAAGAUCUACUGGACCAACUGGCACACAGGCAGGAUCUCAUACCGGGAGCUGCCUGCCUCUUCCACUGCCUCCACCGCCUCCAACCGCAACCGGCGCCCGCUGCACCUGAAUAUCUCGGGGCUGAAGAUGCCACGGGGAAUUGCCAUCGACUGGGUGGCUGGGAACAUCUACUGGACAGACUCAGGGCGGGAUGUCAUUGAGGUGGCACAGAUGAAAGGCGAGAAUCGCAAGACGCUGAUCUCGGGCAUGAUUGAUGAGCCCCAUGCCAUUGUGGUCGACCCGCUUAGGGGGACUAUGUACUGGUCAGACUGGGGCAAUCACCCCAAGAUUGAGACAGCCGCUAUGGACGGGACACUGCGCGAGACCCUGGUGCAGGACAACAUCCAGUGGCCAACAGGCCUGGCUGCGGACUACCACAACGAGCGGCUGUACUGGGCCAAAGGCAGCAUCCGGCUCAACGGCACCGACCCCGUUGUGGCCAUCGACAACAAGAAGGGGCUGAGCCAUCCUUUCAGCAUCGACAUCUUCGAGGACUACAUCUACGGUGUCACCUACAUCAACAACCGCAUCUUCAAGAUCCACAAGUUCGGGCACAAGGCUGUCACCAACCUGACGUCUGGCCUCAACCAUGCCACUGACGUCGUGCUCUACCACCAAUACAAGCAACCGGAGGUGACCAACCCUUGUGACCGCAAGAAGUGCGAGUGGCUCUGCCUGCUCAGCCCUAGCGGCCCCGUCUGCACCUGCCCCAACGGCAAGCGCCUGGACAAUGGCACCUGUGUGGUCAUUCCCUCGCCCACCAUCUCCCCCGUCGUGCCCACCACUGACACCUGCGCCCUUGUCUGCCUGAAUGGCGGCAGCUGCUUCCUCAACGCCCGCAAGCAGGCCAAGUGCCGCUGCCAGCCGCGCUACAAUGGCGAGAAGUGCCAGAUUGACCAGUGCUGGGACUACUGCCAGAAUGGGGGCACAUGUGCCGCCUCCCCCUCAGGCAUGCCGACUUGCCGCUGCCCCACCGGCUUCACUGGGCCCCGGUGCAACCAGCAAGUGUGCACCGACUACUGCCUGAACAACGGCAGCUGCACCGUCAACCAGGGCAACCAGCCCAAUUGCCGCUGCCUGCCCACCUUCAUCGGGGACCGCUGCCAGUACCGGCAGUGCUUUGACUACUGUGAGAACGAGGGUGUUUGCCAGAUGACAGCCAGUGGUGCCAAGCAGUGCCGCUGCCCUCCACAGUUCGAGGGCACCCAGUGCCAGGACAACAAAUGCUCCCGGUGCCAGGAGGGCAAGUGCAACAUCAACAAGCAGAGUGGAGAAGUCUCCUGCAUCUGCCCGGAUGGCAAGAUAGCACCGAGCUGCCUGACCUGUGACAAUUACUGCCUGCAUGGCGGUACCUGCUCCAUCAGCGACAAGACGCAGCUGCCUGAGUGCCUGUGCCCAUCAGGGAUGACAGGGACGCGCUGCGAGGACUUCAUCGUCAGCGAGCAGCAGAGCAGCCGAACGGCCUCCAUCGUCAUCCCCAUCCUGCUGCUGCUCAUCCUCCUCACCGUGGUGGCUUUUGUCUGGUACAAAUGGAGGAUUAAAGGAGCCAAGGGCUUCCAGCACCAGCGGAUGACGAAUGGUGCCAUGAACGUGGAGAUCGGGAACCCCACCUACAAAAUGUACGAGGGGGAGCCCGACGACGACGUGGGGGAGCUGCUGGAUGCUGACUUUGCCCUGGACCCUGACAAG